AUGCCAGUUCGAGCUACGAUUGUUUCUCUCGGGAUGGUGACGGCUGCGGUGCCGGUAAUCCUGGUCUCAUUGCUGGCUCGUAGGACUCGCGUACUUGCGUCUGAUGGAGCGACCGAGAUUCCCUUCACAGUCGAUCUCCAGCGCUCGUUGGCUCGAGGUCUUUUAUCCAUCCUCCCGCUCGAAACGAUCCGUCAAUUUUUCAAAGCACGACCAGUCAAAUUCAUCAAGAAAUCAAACCGCUUCGGCCCUUUCAAGGACCAGCUAUGUAUCCCUGUGUCGAACAGUUCAUGUAAUGGGUAUUGGAUCUGCCAAGGUCCGCCGGGAUGUCCGCAGACACCGCAGGAAAGCGACAUUGUCCUUCUGUGGUUCCAUGGGGGCGCCUAUUGUUUCGGUGACCCCUUGGGGCCCGCCGUCAAUCUCCUUCGUGUCGCAGAAAUCGCAGCUGCUCGAGGUGUUUCCAUGAGCAUAUUCUCCGUCGAGUAUACGCUGGCACCCGCAGCAACAUUUCCAAGCCAGCAGCGCGAGGCUGUGGCGGCUUACCUUUAUCUCUUGCAGAAUCAGGGCAUUCCUGCAAAGAAAAUUAUCAUGGCAGGGGAAUCGGCCGGCGGGCAUUUGCUCCUUUCUUGCUUGAUGGGUCCGCCUGAGACAGGCUUAGCAAGACCUAAAGGCGCAUUGCUGCUAUACCCCUGGGUUAAUCUGACUAACCAUUCGCCUACGUUCGAGAGCAAUCAGCACAAAGACGUGCUCAGUAAGCGACUUCUUGAUCGUUGUGUUGAAAGCGCUAUCGGAGAGCGUGGUCGUGUGGACGCCUUGAACCUGGAAAAUCUUCUCAAGCAGUGGAAGCCUGGAACUGAGAAGUCCUGGAAGGAGAUCUUGCCAGCGUAUACAUGGGUCAAUGUUGGCUCACAUGACGUUCUACUACAUGAUGUUCAGACCUUUGUUGAGAAAGCUCGGGCCGAUGGGGCGCGACUGGACCUGGAAAUCGCCGAUAAACAACCACAUGCCUGGAACUUCUCGGUGGACAACCGUUGGGUAGAACUGUUCUGUAAACUGAAACCCGGUGACAGAGUGCCAGUUGGGAUGAUGCCUGGAAGCGCCGCUAUUGCCGAGGGGCUCUUCAUUGUCUUGUAUGAGGGGAUGUGA
This is a messenger RNA of Aspergillus nidulans FGSC A4, 1143 nucleotides long. RefSeq lists its product as uncharacterized. The transcript is spliced from 2 exons. The coding region runs from base 1 to 1143 and encodes 380 amino acids. The record is from RefSeq and is a predicted model, not a curated record. Lineage: Eukaryota; Fungi; Ascomycota; Eurotiomycetes; Eurotiales; Aspergillaceae. Gene Ontology annotation, molecular function: hydrolase activity.